This is a messenger RNA of Galendromus occidentalis (western predatory mite), 1599 nucleotides long. RefSeq names its product SAPK-interacting protein 1 (gene Sin1). Gene Ontology annotation, cellular component: cytoplasm; TORC2 complex; plasma membrane. Gene Ontology annotation, biological process: TORC2 signaling. The record is from RefSeq and is a predicted model, not a curated record. The transcript has 7 exons. Bases 1 to 1599 code for a protein of 532 amino acids. Gene Ontology annotation, molecular function: phosphatidylinositol-4,5-bisphosphate binding. NCBI's taxonomy places the organism in Eukaryota, Metazoa, Arthropoda, Arachnida, Mesostigmata, Phytoseiidae.
AUGGCUCUGUUCGACGAUCCUCGAUUCCUGCUCUCCCACAUCCGGCAUUCAUUCAGAAAUUCGGACGAGUCGAGAAUGUACGAGCUGGCCAUGGUGACAGAUAUCAUGCAUCAGAACCCGUUCGAACCGAUGCGUGGCAAAGAUUCGACUACAUCGUCUCCCUCGUCGCUGCUCAGCGCUCAGCUAGAUCUCUACUCGGUGAACGACCCGGAGCUGGUUCAGAUGGCUCACUCGUGCGAUAUCGUCAUGGACAAUGAGUUGGUGGGCGCCCAUCGCCGGCGAUCGAACACCGCGCAGCGUUUGGACAAACUCAAGAAGGAGCGUCGCCUGCAGGCCAAGAUUAAGAGGAUCACCCUGCGGAAUCCGCAUCCGACCGACCAACAGGACCCUAAAGACGGAACCAUUGUAUUUGUUGCGAAGGAAAUCAGGAGGCAACCAUACGAUCCAGCUGCGGAGAAGAAGGUCACAUCUCUAUUGAGUCACCUCUUGAUCACCCGUCCACUGCCCGUCAAUCCAUUCUCAGCAUACAGCCGACUAGAUAUCCGAGGUCAACCAACUGCAAAGCGGAUAAAGGUUUAUCUCCCGAUGCUCCCUGAGGCUGAUAGAGGUUUCCCGAUGACAGUUUCCUGUGACGGGAAUACCACGGUCGGAGAUCUGAUAGGUCUCAUCUGUUGGCAGUACACCAUCGAAGAGCGGAAACCAGACCUUAAACCUCAUACGAAGUAUUACUGUCUGCGAUUUGCCGAAGAAACCGGCGAGGUCGAAGACGAAUUCCCUUCGGUCGACAAUCGUGAACCCAUCGGGAAAUAUGACUUUCCGAGCUAUCAGAUCCAGGAGAUCACACCGUUGGAUACGAUGCCGUUCGUCGUCACCUUCUACAUGAACGAAGGCUUCAGCAAAGUCACUCUUGAAGGAGAGGGCGCAACUUUGAGGGACGCGGUCAACGAGCUCUUCAAGCAUCGGGCUGGUCUGCAGGACGCAAUCGGCAGCGAUUUCGUCGUGGAGAAGAGGACCGGGCCGGGAGUUCCGCUGAGUCUGGACGCGAGACUCGAUUCAUUUUACACGACGGAGUUCCGACUCCGGGCUGAAGCAGCCCCGCCGGUGCAGCAGAGGGUCAAUAAACACACACCGCGGCUCCCGGAGCUGAAGAUGUUCUCAGCCGGGAGUUUUCAAACCUACAUGGUCCAAAUGAUCCAGAAAAUCGGGAAGAAUGUCACCGUGCAAUUAGCCGUCUCGAGCGAAAAAAUCGAAAUCACGCCACUGCCGCAAAAAUCGGUCAACAAAAUGCUGUGGCAAGUUAAGCCGGCAUCGCACAAUAUGAAGUACAUAGCUGGCUGCGAACUCAUGACUCCGAAAAUGAUUCUUGAAUUCUUCCAUUUUGCAGGUAGUGAUAAACGGUGUCUGAAAAUUGUGUACAUGGAUGGUGAGAGUUUCAAGGACUAUAUGUUCGAGGCAUCGAUCGAGAAAGCCAGUGAAAUCGAUGAUCAGAUCAAGAGCAUUCUUCAGAUGCGGAGCACCGACGCUCAGAAAGCCUAUAACGUCGAACGGCAGAAACGUUUAUCAAGAAAGCCAAGUUUUCUGUCGAAUCCUUUCGGAUGA